Molecule: messenger RNA, 4795 nt
Organism: Frankliniella occidentalis (western flower thrips)
Lineage: Eukaryota; Metazoa; Arthropoda; Insecta; Thysanoptera; Thripidae
Gene: bru3
Product: CUGBP Elav-like family member 3
Exons: 13
Coding region: 211-1854 (547 amino acids)
Biological process (GO): mRNA splice site recognition; regulation of alternative mRNA splicing, via spliceosome
Cellular component (GO): nucleus; cytoplasm; ribonucleoprotein complex
Molecular function (GO): mRNA binding
Source: RefSeq, a predicted model, not a curated record
AGUCCAGACAGUUGAAAACCGAGCCGAGUCGGUCCGUCGCGUCGCGAUCAAUUCCGUAUUUUUAUCUGUGAUUUAAUUGUUGUUUUGGAGUUUGGUUAUGAUGACCAAUCCUCAACCUGUUGUCUCAUCUGCCUGCGAGCAUCUUUGGCGAAACUCCAUACCGAGCCCAGUGAGUUUUCCGAGCCUACUAGAGAUCCUUAUGCCACACCAAUGGGACUCCGAUUGAAUGCAGGUCCUCACGCGAGCACGUUGGCGAAGAGGCCCUGCCGCCGCCUGGCCGUGGAGGGCGGUGUGCUGUGCGCCCCACUGGGGGCGCUCGGAGGGGCGCUGGGGGCCACGCUGGCCGCCGGGGUCGGCAUGGACAUGGUGGGCCUGGACAGGCUCGAGCCCCUGGAGGCGUGCCUGCCGCCGGGGCCGCCGCCGCCCUGGUUCGGCGACCACCACCACCACCACCCGCACCACCCUCACCACCUGCCCGCCGUCCUGGCGCCGCCACCGCCGCCGCCACCACCGCCACCGCCGCCGGACUUCUCAGGGUGCUCCUUCAUGUCGUACCUCGCCGCCGCCCGGGACGCCGCCGCCAUGGCGCAGCCCGCCGCCGCCUCCAGCCUGGCGGCGCGCAAGCUGGCCGCGGCCGCGCUCGAGAACGCCGUGGACGCCGCCGUGUACGCGACGCUGCGAGCGGCCGGCCAGCAGCAGGACGAUGAUCAGAUGACCCGUAACAUCCAAGUGAAGGCAUCGGAGGCAGCUGACCCUCGGGGUGACCGGAAGCUCUUCGUGGGCAUGCUCAGUAAGACACAGACAGAAGAGGAUGUCCGUCUGCUGUUCUCUGCCUACGGCACCAUAGAGGAGUGCACCGUCAUUCGGAGCCCCGACAACACGAGCAAAGCCGGCUGUGCCUUUGUCAAGUUCUCGACGCCCCAGGAAGCCGCGAGCGCCAUCACCGCCCUCCAUGGCAGUCAGACUAUGCCCGGUGCCUCGUCGAGCUUAGUGGUAAAGUACGCCGACACCGAAAAGGAGCGACAGCUACGUCGUAUGCAGCAGAUGGCCGGCAACAUGAACGUCCUAAGUCCGUGGGUGCUGAACCAGUUCGCAACAUUUAGCAAUUACGCGCAGCAGCAGGCGCUGGUGGCUGCCACCACGUCGCCCGCCAGCUACAUGGCGCCCAUCGCGGCGCUGGCCCCGCUGCCGCACGCGCUGGGCCCCGCCGUGCCCACCUCGCAGGGGCAGGCCGUCAACGGCACGCUGCCCAGCCUGCCGUCGCCCACCAUGCCCACCUUCACCGUGGCGGCCCAGACCCCCAACGGCCAGCCGACGGCGUCCGACUCGCCCGUGUACACCACGGGCAUCCCGCCGCCAGCUUACCCCAACCAUGCGCUUGCUCUGUCCAUUCCAGCGCAAGGGCUGUCGGCUGGCGAGGGAACGCUGCACCCGGCCGCCUACUCGGCUCUCCAGCCAUUUCCACCAGUAGCGUACCCUGGUCCUGUUUAUCCACCAUUCACUCCAGCACCACCACCCGCUUGCCCUCCCCCUCCGCAUCAGUCCACUGUGAUUCAUUCUGGUGAAGGAGGCAACAAAUUUGGCCCUGACGGAUGUAAUCUCUUUAUCUACCAUUUGCCUCAGGAAUUUGGCGAUGGCGAGUUAUGCCAGAUGUUUCUUUCGUUCGGUCUCAUAUUGAGUGCCAAAGUAUACAUCGACAGAGUCACUAAUCAAAGCAAAUGCUUUGGAUUUGUAUCUUUCGACAACCCAUCAAGUGCUCAAGCUGCUAUAGCAGCAAUGAAUGGUUUCCAAAUAGGAAUGAAAAGGCUCAAAGUGCAGCUCAAAAAGCCCAAAGAUAUGGGCCGGCCUUAUUAAAGUGCGUCUGUGUCAGCGCAACAUAUCGCAUACGAGCGACCAUAAAGAACGUGUUGUUAUUUUCUCUUGUAAAUUCUUUUUACCGCUUCUCUUCCAUUGCCUCACUAACUUAAUUUGGAAGGGGCUAAAAAUUAACGUACAGUCACCGUGCUUAAGUCAAUUUUUACGAACGUAAGUACACCUUACGUUAUUUAGGGGACUCGGUUUUUGUUUUAGUAAUGAAAGAGCAGAGAAAUAAUUAUUGAAUAUUGUCUACUUUGACGUAUUGAUGCACAUUUAUGCACAUGUAUUGUGUGUUCACGUUCUGGUUUUCCGAAAGUAUUGUACCUGAUCAAUGGAAGGUAAAAGCUAUCUAUGAAUUUGGGUCAUUACACCACAGAAACAAGUAUUCGUAAAGUUCGUUUGAAAUGGAUGUAAAAUUAAACAAAAAGGGUGUAGAAAUUAAGUAAAGUACCAACGGUUGACUUAAAAAUUAUAUUUAUUUAUUUGUAACUCAUUUACUGUAGUUUUAAGAAUAGAAGUCUUUACGUAUGCAUUUUGCAUUCAGUUUCUAACACGAAACUGCCAGAGAGUUUCCUCUCUACUAUUACCAUUACUAUUACUAUUAUGGUUAUUAUUAUUGCAGUGAUUUUAUAGUGAUAUUCUAUCUUUGGGGCUAACGCUAUCGUUUAGCAUGGUUAGCGCACGUUGUACUUAUUAAAAUUUUAGGAGCUCAAACGCUCAUUGUUUGGUUAUUCUCUUUUUAAUUCUAGUCAUUAGUGACAUUUUUAGGUGAAAAGAUGGAUCGUUGAAUUUUGGUGUGUAAUUUAUCAAUGGAGAUUCUUUGCGCGUUGCAAUUAUCGUUCUUGUUAUAAUUUUUGAAUCUUUCAAUGCCUUUGAUGGGGCAAUAAUGUUUAGUCCCGAACAGUAUUUGACACAUGUUAGUCCAGGUCUGAUGGUAUGACUGACACGUACGCUAACACAAAUUAAUAGCCUACAAUAUCACAUUAAUCCGUAGGCCUACCUAUAGGGAAUGCUUGGGAGUAGUCGAGAAGACGGCUCUUUUACUCUUUCUUUACGCAUAAGAGAUCUUCGGAUUAAAAUAUGUCUCUUUCCUAAGACAAUUAUAAGGAACCAAUUUUCCAAACGACUCUGUAACCAACAUACGACCAAAUUGCACAUUCCUUUGCUCUUUGCUUUCUUUUACUUGGUCACAUUCCCACUCGAUGUCCCAGAAACGUAGUUGGUUUGUGACAAUUGUGAUGUGGCGUACUGUUCUCUUUGCCUUUGUCUUAAUUCACUUUAAUCAACUUGUGAAGGGAAAUGACUGCACAAAUAAUGCCGAAGCUUCAAGAAAUCGCUCGUUUUAAUCACAAAUCACUAGAGCAUGUCAUAUUUGGGUCAGUCAUAAGUGCCAACAAGUUGUGAUAAAUAAGUCUAAGCUGUCACCUUACUCUGUGGAACAUAUAUCAUUUCGAAUUAUGAGAUCAGAAAAAGAAAAUCACUAAUAGUUAUCGGUGUUUCCUUUUUUCGGAAAGGGUUCCUUGAUAUAUAUUUUGUGGAAAAACUAGCUCUGAUCUGGGCCGUUAUCUCGGACUACAUUAGGAAAUAUGAAAUUGGAACAUUAAUUUUUCUCGUGUUACUCUUACUCUUUUGUGUGCGCUCUUAUUUAGAGAGUUUGAGCACAAUUGCAGUCCUUUAUACAUUUAUCUAGAGUUAAAAGCACAGUAUACUAAUAGCUGAUGGGCCCACUGCUUCGAAUUGUGGCACCUGUCACUUAUGAGGUCAAUUGUUCGCAGCAUUAAAGAAUAAAGACGCUAAAAUGUCCUUUAUUGCUUUAACACAGGGUAUUUCAUAUUCAUAUUUUUGUCCCAGAUGUACUGCUCUUCAAGGUGUCACGUGUCGAAAGUUUUGCGAUUAUUUCUAAGCACUCCGGGCAGAACUCCUAACCACGACAAUAAUUUAAGUCCAUACCGGCACCUGUACUCACACGCUGAGCAACUGGUAAAUCUGUGAGCGUCUAUUGCACUAAUUUCUCUUAACCUUUUAUUUAAUGCGGCACAUCUCGUAACGACCUGCAGACCUGAUUCAGGCUCUUGAAGUGACAACUUCCAACGUCACAAGUUUACUAAAUUGCGUACACUACGUCGGGGCCGUAAUCGUAUCAAAUGUACGUUAUAAAUCACGGGUGACUUUGUAAAAUACUAAAUUUAUUGUUAAGGUGGACCCCGACAUCAAAAUUUUGCCUGUAUGGUACCGGUCUUAGGUCAGUUUCAGUGAAAUGCAUUUUUUGAGCUUGCACUCUAGACCAUCUUAAGACCGCUGAAAAAUGGGUCAAGGACAUAAAAUGAAUUGAUAUUCAGGUGUAGAAGCAUAAACUAACUUAAUCCAGUAGUUUUCUCGUAUAGGAACACUCUUCACGACCAGUAAUAUAUCUGGAUAGUAAUUACCUUACAAGGCGCCCUGUGUAUCCUAUUUUGUUGUAAGGUACUGUGCUGUAAUUAAAUUUAUUUCAAGUAGAGUAUACGUUUUGAUAAAAUGUACUAUUCUUGUAUUGAAAAAGAAAAUUGUUACGUUGUGAAGUGCGCUCUCUAGUUAUAAUAUUAUUUCGUUGUCUGUUGAAACUUUCUACAUCUUUAGAAGUAAUUGCUGGCUAUGAGCAGUGAGAGAGCAUAGGUGAACGUUAUAUGGGUUUGUUUCCAUGCAAAACGAUUGCAUAUUUAGUAGGCGUUGUUUAAGCCUUGUUUUGUUUUCUAUAUUCUGAAGAUGCUGUAGUUUAGCAUACCAUUUGCUCGUUCAUUCGAGUGUAGCUAAUUAUUUCACAUUUGACUCUAAUUCAAUUUCAAAGUUUUAAGAUAUCUGAAAUAUGCGAGCUUUGACUUUUUCAUACACGUCUUGUUAAGAGGCAAUUUCAAACAAAAAUAAUCUUCAUAUCAAUAUGAUUAAAAUAUUUGAAAAUUGA